GUGUCGAGCCUCCUACAGACAACCAAUGAGGUGCAGUUUCCAGUCUUCACAUCCGGCCUCAAUGGCCAGACUCGGUGGGCUGAAGUGUACGAGACACGCUUGGAGGACCUCGGUUGCCAAGCUUUGGCAGCCGCUGUGGCACUGCUGCGACAGCUCCCUUUCUGCCUCAACGAGGAGGGCUGGCCUCAAGAGGCAAAGAGCAAGAGAGCCAAGGUGCCAACGAAGUCCACCUUCCGGGGAUGCCGU
This is a messenger RNA of Symbiodinium pilosum, 246 nucleotides long. The record is from the annotation of a GenBank genome assembly. NCBI's taxonomy places the organism in Eukaryota, Dinophyceae, Suessiales, Symbiodiniaceae.